AUGCCCACCAAAGAAGAGGUUCAAAAGAUUGUGCAACGGUGGCAUCAAUUACGUGACCAAUACGGAGACCAGGUUGUGAACGUUCCGGAGUUUGCUCAGUUGAAUAAGACUAUCAAUAACAUCAAAAUGCAACAACAACAAUUACAACAACACUUGCAACAACAACAGCACUUGCAACAACAACAGCACUUGCAACAACAACAGCACUUGCAACAACAACAACAACAACAACAACAACAACAACAAUCGCAGAGGAACAUACAACGGUCACAAAUGCCACAGCAAGGUCAACAGCUACAACAACAACAACCGACACGUCCACCGUCGCAACUUCAAUCUCAACAACCACCGCAGCAGCAACGGGCACAACAUCAUGGCUCACCAGCAAUGCUGAACCCUGUUCCUCCAACUCCCAAUCAACAGCUUCCCAGUGCACAAAAUGGAAGCAAUAUUGCAAGCCAGCUCACCAACCUGGCUGCCUCUCCAGUCGGUAAUGUCGCCCAAUCAGUUUCGGGGACCCCGUUUUCACAAGAGGAGACUUUGCUAGGCAAUUCGGCAAACAAUCAUCGUUACCUAGCACAAUUCGGAAAUAGGUCAUUACAGAACGGUACUAAUACUCAGCCAAAUUUCGAUAAUUCAGCAAACAGCAAUUGGCCGCUGAAUUCUUCAACACAACUGGCACCAGUUUCGGAGUCCGCCUUCACGCAUCAGCAAUUUCAAUUGUUGAAAUCUCAGAUGCAAGCUAUAAAGUAUUUGACCAAAUCACCUGGCCAAGGUCCAAUGCCUCAAAAUUUGAUCAGUUUUGUGACAAAUCCCGCGUCUUCCUACCCCACCGAUCCUUACUUGCCGGCACCAACAAGGAACGAUAAUGCGAUUAAUCCAAGUUUCCCACAAAGCACAGCAACUAUGCCAAAUAUACCAGCAAACUCCACCGAUACCAAACUUAAUGCUGAACUUGUGGAGAAGAAGAAGGGCAAGAGAGGUCCAAAACCAAGAAACAAAGAUCAACCCAAAAAGAUGACAAAGAAACAGAUUAGAGAGGAAGAACAAAGACUUGCAGCGGAGAAACGUAGAGAAGAUCUUGAACAACAAAUUAGAGUCAAGCAAGAACAAUCGCAUCUCAUGCUGCAAGACCAACCCAGUCUCGUACAACCCAAGCUAGAGCCCCAAUCGCAACUGCAGUCGCAAUCACAACUACAGCCACUGUCACAACUACAUAAUAGUUUCCAAUCCCCUACCCAACAAAGCGAUUUCAUCUUUGCCGAUCCUUCUCCUCCUGUGUUAUUGGACAAGGUUAUUGAUGAGGAAAACAAAGAUUCCAAAAUUAUUGUUCCAGUAACUAAACCAACGGUUGAGGUGGACACAUUCGAGAGAGUCGACAUUGUUGGUGAAAAAAUACUUGAUGUUCCGUUGAGCUUUCUCUAUACCCCACAGAGUCGAAUUCAGAUUCCCUCGUUGUUACCUGAAGGUAUAAGUUUGGAGCAAAUUGCGGCUAAUCGUGACUUAUUUAUGAUUCUCGGCAUUGAACGCGGGAAGGAUCUAAUACGGUCGGAGAUUCAAUCUUUAGAUAAAUCUGAUCCGAAAAGAAAAGAGCAAUUGAUGACUCAGUUGAACCAAUUAGAAAUUAUCCCAAUUCAGAAACAGAUCAGGGGUAAGUUGCUUAGCCAGGUAUGGUUCAGUAAGUCGUUGCUUCCGAAUUCGCAUCCAAAUUUUUUGGCUAGAUUCAAUACGUUAUCGAUGGAAAGUGUUGCUGUUACGAUUGAUCUUUAUCGCCACCAGUUGGAAACCUUAAUGAGAGAGCAGAAUCGGAAACAUUCUCAUGUUUUGGACCAGGUUCUUGAUUUCAGCACCAAAAAUUCUGCUAGAGCUUACAAAAAGUCGGAGAAGGUAAAUAAAUUUAUACACAAAGUUGGAAACUUUCACAAUCUGACUGCAAAGGAGGAACAAAAGAAGCUCGAAAAAAUGGCCAAACAGCGUUUACAAGCCUUGAAGCUGAAUGACGAGGAGGCUUAUUUGAAACUUUUGGACCACACAAAGGAUACCAGAAUCACCCACUUGUUGAAACAAACUAACCAAUUUUUGGACUCUUUGGCGCAAGCCGUUCAAACUCAGCAAAAAGAAGCAGAAGCCAACCUUGCAAGCUCAGGUCGCUUGCCAGAAGGAGCGUCUGAAAUGGUUGAUGAAGAUGAAAAAAGAGAAAAGACCGAUUAUUACAAUGUUGCCCACAGAAUCAAAGAGGAAGUUACAAAACAACCUUCCAUUUUAGUAGGUGGAACUUUGAAAGAAUACCAAUUAAAGGGUUUGCAAUGGAUGGUUUCCUUGUUCAAUAAUCAUUUGAACGGUAUUUUGGCAGAUGAGAUGGGUUUGGGUAAAACCAUCCAAACGAUUUCGUUGUUGACGUAUUUGAUUGAAGUAAAGAAAAUACCUGGCCCAUUUUUGGUAAUUGUUCCACUUUCAACUGUAACAAAUUGGAAUCUCGAAUUCGAGAAAUGGGCCCCAACUGUGAAGAAGAUUACUUACAAAGGUACUCCAAAUCAAAGAAAAUCUUUGCAACAUGAUAUCAAAACUGGCAAUUUCCAAAUUCUCCUCACAACUUUUGAGUACGUCAUCAAAGACAAAGGGCUUUUAGGAAGGGUAAAAUGGGUACAUAUGAUUAUUGACGAAGGUCACCGUAUGAAGAAUUCAAACUCGAAACUAUCAGAAACUUUGACCACAAAUUAUCACAGUGAUUACCGUUUAAUCUUGACGGGUACACCAUUGCAAAAUAAUUUGCCGGAAUUGUGGGCAUUGCUAAAUUUUGUCUUACCCAAGAUUUUCAACUCAGUCAAAUCGUUUGACGAAUGGUUCAACACUCCUUUCGCUAAUACCGGUGGUCAGGAUAAAAUUGAGUUGAGUGAAGAAGAAACUUUGUUGGUGAUCCGAAGAUUGCACAAGGUCCUUAGGCCAUUCUUGUUGAGAAGGUUAAAGAAGGAUGUUGAAAAGGAUUUGCCAAAUAAAGUCGAAAAGGUUGUCAAAUGCAAAAUGUCGUCCCUCCAGUCCAAGCUUUAUCAACAAAUGUUGCGGUUCAACGCUUUAUAUGCUGGAGAUCCAAAUGAUGAGACAGCAGUUGUUCCUAUAAAGAAUGCCAACAAUCAAAUCAUGCAAUUGAAAAAGAUUUGUAAUCACCCAUUCGUUUAUGAGGAUGUGGAAAACUUUAUUAACCCCACAGCGGAAAACAAUGAUCUCAUUUGGAGAGUAGCCGGUAAGUUUGAAUUGCUAGACAAGGUUUUACCAAAGUUCAAAGAAACCGGUCAUAAGGUGUUGAUUUUCUUCCAAAUGACCCAAGUCAUGGAUAUAAUGGAGGACUUUCUUAGACUUCGUGGAAUGAAGCAUAUGAGACUUGAUGGUGGCACCAAGGCUGAUGACCGGACGGAGCUUUUAAAGUUGUUCAAUGCUCCUGACUCCGACUACUUUUGCUUUCUCUUGUCGACUAGAGCCGGUGGGCUAGGAUUAAAUUUACAAACAGCAGAUACUGUAAUUAUAUUUGAUACAGAUUGGAAUCCACACCAGGAUUUACAAGCUCAAGAUAGGGCCCACCGUAUUGGACAGAAAAAUGAAGUCAGAAUCUUGCGAUUAAUUACGGAAAAUUCAGUUGAGGAGAUGAUUUUGGAACGUGCUCACGCCAAGUUGGAGAUUGAUGGUAAAGUUAUUCAAGCAGGUAAGUUUGAUAACAAAUCUACUGCAGAAGAGCAAGAGGCAAUGUUGAGGGCAUUGAUUGAAAAGGAAGACGAGCGUCGUACGAAAGGCAUAGACGAAGAAGAGGAGGAUUUAGAUGACGAUGAAUUGAAUGAAAUCAUCGCCAGAAACGAAUCAGAGCUUGUCAAAUUUAAAGAGCUUGAUGAAGAGAGGUAUGCCACCACCAGAGAUGCCAGCUAUCCUACCAGAUUACUAUCGGAGCAGGAGCUUCCUCCUAUAUACAGGAAAGAUCCAGAGGAAGUCCUUAAGAAGAAUGAUGUUUUCACUGAAGAAUAUGGCCGGGGGGCAAGAGAAAGAAAGACAACAAAAUAUGAUGAUAAUUUGACCGAAGAGCAAUGGUUGAAACAAAUCGACGGGGUUGUCUCGGACGAUGAUGAUGGUGAUGAUGAUGACGAAGAUGAUUUUGAUAGUGACAGUGAUGUUUUUCAAAGCGGAAGGAGUGCCAGAGGAAAAACUAAAGGAAAAGGACGUAAAAAAGGAUUUGGAAAAGGUCGAGGAGGUUUAAUUGAUACUUUGGACAGAGAUGACGACAGUACCAAUGAAUAUGACAGUUCGAGUAAGCGCUCUGCGGACGAAUCAGACAAUUUUGUUGCUCAAAAGAGACAAAAACUUGGCACGCCUGAAUCCGGUUCUGGUUCAGGCACAGGAAAUGGAAGAGGUCGUGGUAAAAUGAGAGGUAGGGGACGUGGGCGUGGAAGAGGUCGAGGAUCGUUGUUGUCUCGUUCAACGCCAUCGAUCGACCCCUUGACUCUAGACGAGAGAGCCAUGCUUCAAAAUAAUAUUGAAACUCUUUUGGGCUUGGUAAUCAACUACAAGAAUGAAGAAGGAAGAGCAUUGAGUGACUUGUUUUUAGUGAAGCCAUCAAGAAGAUAUUACCCCGAUUACUAUGUUUUGAUAAAGCACCCUAUUGCACUUGACACGAUAAGAAAAAGAGCCACUGGACAUACAUAUACCAAAUUGAGGGAGUUUUUGGAAGAUAUCCACUUGAUGUUCAGCAAUGCAAAAAUUUAUAACGAAGAAGGUUCUUUUGUUUACCAAGAUGCAGCCCUCUUGGAGAAGCUAUGCAUCGACAAGCUCAAGGAAUUGAUGCCAACUGCUCAACCAGAGGAGAUGCAUAAACUUUUGGAUUAUACGGAAUUUGACGAAAUGUUUCUAUAA
Molecule: messenger RNA, 4893 nt
Organism: Lodderomyces parapsilosis
Lineage: Eukaryota; Fungi; Ascomycota; Pichiomycetes; Serinales; Debaryomycetaceae
Gene: SNF2
Product: SWI/SNF catalytic subunit
Exons: 1
Coding region: 1-4893 (1630 amino acids)
Biological process (GO): positive regulation of transcription by RNA polymerase II
Cellular component (GO): nucleus
Molecular function (GO): ATP binding; histone binding; DNA binding
Source: RefSeq, a predicted model, not a curated record